CUUUCCUCACCAUCAACUUGCACUUCUUGUCUCCUCACCACCACCUGCGCUUUAGGCGUUUCAUUCGUCUGGGUCGUCCUCAAGAAAACUGCCCCUGUUUCUCAGCGGUGUGGGAGUGGUCGUUAAGGUCGGACGACCACUUCGGGCUUAGCUCACAUCAACAGACCCGUCGGCCAUGUCGAAUCCCUCAUUACGACACGGCUACCAUCCCUCAUCAUCAUCGUGGACGUUUGACACCCCUACAAACGCGGUUUCUGGAUCAUUUGCACCACCAGCCACCUCCCCACGCGUGGAGCUCCCUCUACCGAAUGCGGCCGGUGCAUUCUCAGACAUCGAUGCCUCCACCUGGCCCCGCAAGAUCUUAACUUUGCUACUCAUCCAGUAUGCAAGCACGGCAAUUGCAAUGCCAUUUGAGGGUGCAAAAGUGUUGAGCCAAGUUGAGUGGAUACCGAGAGACGGCGUAGCUGAAUGGGUCGAUGAGGAGGUCGAGGAUGAGAGGGAUGAUGCGUCGGACGCUUCAGAUACUGGCCCAUCUUAUUUCUAUGAUCCUUCACCCAAUCCGAUAGCUCACCCUUUUACCCGUCGAACAUCUUCAAUGACAGUGCGACGACGGUCAUCCACGCGCCCGACGCCGAUGAAUGUCGGUAUCUACCGACGACCUCCAUGGGUUCUACCUCCAUUUGGCGAUCCUGGCGUAUGGGGCAUGAUCAAGCGGACUAUGCGCACUCGGACCGAAGGUGUCUACACGCUGUGGAAUGGACAACUACCGUCUACGACGAUCGACAUCCUGACGUCUACGGUACAACCCUUCCUGCACACGAUUCUCGCGAGCAUACCCUUCCUAGCAGCUGCACCACCGGAUUUACUAUUGGGACCCGCACCUAUUCCGUUGGUUCUGUCCCAUGUCAUGACUGGAGUUCUCCUGAUUCCUCUGGAUCACCUGCGUACACACCUAAUUCUCAACCCUUCAUCCCGAUCAUUGCCACCCGAUCAACGCACCACUCCACCGCCUCGCCUGUACUUCUCCUCCCUGAUGGCUCAGUACAUGCACCCCCACUUGCUGUUGCCAGCCCUCUUGACGUCCUCCAUUCCCCACGUCCUUUCCUUAUGCCUUCCACGUCUACUCCCGCCUUCCCUCACCCCAACGCUUGUUGCAAGUCCUGUUCUGCAACCUAUUCUUAGCUUGGUGUUCACUGCCGCAUCCUUGCUGAUCACCCUGCCUCUCGAGACUGUCAAGCGACGGCUGCAGGCACAAACAGCACUGAAUUUGGUGGACCCCCCUCCCGUCACGACAUCUGAAGAUGAUCAUACCCCCCAAUUACCGCAACAUCGCGUCCUCACGCGUCCCAUGCCCUACCACGGCAUCAUCGACACACUCUACCGGAUCAUGUCCGAGGAGUCAUCGGUGCCGCCACCGUUACCGGAACAUCGCGAGAAGGCAGCAACGAGCUUCUGGACGAGCACAGUAAUUCGUCAGCUGUAUCGUGGCUACGGCAUGGCUCUGACAGCAGGUGUGAUUGUGUUCUGUCUCGGUUUGUUGGGGGGUGAUCUGGAUGAACCUGGAUGGGCCGAACUGUGACACGAUCCGAGAUAUACAUAUAUCGCUAAACACGGUUUUACUUUGUCUUUUACUAUGUAAUGUAAUUGCUCUCUCUCUCUG
This is a messenger RNA of Dacryopinax primogenitus, 1660 nucleotides long. RefSeq lists its product as uncharacterized. The record is from RefSeq and is a predicted model, not a curated record. The coding region runs from base 176 to 1579 and encodes 467 amino acids. The transcript is spliced from 3 exons. Lineage: Eukaryota; Fungi; Basidiomycota; Dacrymycetes; Dacrymycetales; Dacrymycetaceae.